AGUGUUAUUUAGCAGCCGAUGACAGUGAAACCAAUCCACAUUGUAGUUGGAUGAGAUCCUUUCUCUACAUUGAGGUUAAGAACCAAGUGGAGGAUGACCGGGUUAAUCUCAUCAUGAAGCUCCUUUUCCAUCGGUGUUGAAUAGCACUCUGCUGUUUGACACGGCGACGGAGAUGAGGCUCGUUGUCUCUUCUUCCUGCUUUUCCAUCACCGGCAGACGAGGCCAUGUAAGGUGUGGCUUCUGUGUCUCGCUCGAGACAGCAGGGACACAGAGUCUCGUUCCGAUUGGGCAAAUACUGCGGGCGCCUCACCCGUGGACCCCACAGCCCAGGUUACCUUAUUUCCUUCGUCGAGCAUCGAUAGCGAAUCGCGACCGUCCAAUGAACCGAAAUUGACAAAUCGAACGGCUUAUCCUCUUCGCUCGUUGUGCCCAGUUAUAGAGGACCUAAACGUUAAAAAGGUUGUAAGUAGUGGCAUAUCUGUGGUUUUUGGCUAUUUAUCGUGCUCUCUCUCUCUCUCUCUCUACGUGCCGCCACUGUGAGGGAGCAAAUGGGGUGCACGGCGUCGAGGCUGGAGAACGAGGACUGCGUGCGCCGCUGCAAGGAGCGGCGCCGCCUCAUGAAGGAGGCUGUUCACUCCCGCCACCACCUCGCCUCCGCCCACUCCGAUUACCUCUGCUCCCUCCGCCUCACCGGCUCCGCCCUCACCCGCUUCGCCCUCGGCGAGCCCCUCGCCGUCUCCGAGCAAACCCCUCCCAUCCUCCUCCGCUCCUCUUUCUCUGCCUCCGCCGCCUCCUCCUUCCCCCCGUCCAAGCCCCAGCCCCCUCCCGCUCCAUCUCCCCCGGCACCGCGUCCCCGACGCCGCCCCCGCCGCCACCACGACUUCUCCCCUUCCCCUUCUCCAUCCGUCGUGUCCUCCUCCACCUCCUUCCGCAAGCCCUCUACCUCCGCCGCGUCCGACGCCGGCCACCCUGGGUUCCCUCCACGGAACCCGACGUACGCCACCACCCCUUCCCAGUCCUCCUCCGCCUGGGACUGGACGAAAUGCUGCCCGCCUUCGCCACCCAAUUCCGAGUUUUUCGAACGCAGGAAAACCGAGCUCGAGGAGAAGAAUCGUCUCCGGCACCAUCUCCCCCCGGAAGAAGAAGUGGACGAGUCGGAUGAGGAGCAUGUAGCGCCAGCGGAAGAAGGACGAGGAGGAAGAGAAGAGGUUUAUUGCCGCGAAUGGGGCGAGCACUGUACCAGCCCCACCAGCUCUUCCACCCGAUCCGAUGGCGAGCCGCAGCGGGAGGAGGGACGAGAAGACGAAAGGGACACAGUAUCGACAUCAGAGAGCACGGCCACCAGAUCAGAAUACGCCCCAAGUCAGGCGGCGCCGUCCGAGAUCGCAUCGUCUGCGGCGGCGGAGGUGAAGACGCGGCUGCGGCCGAGGUCGGAGGCGGGAUCAUCGUCCGCCAGGUGGAAAGCCGGCGUCCAGGAGACUACCUCGUCCUUCGCCGCCGCUGCCGAGCUGCCGAUGGUGGUGCGCCACCACAACCUGGCGGAGAUUGCGGCCGCGAUCGAGGAGUACUUCAUCAAGGCCGCCGAUGCCGGCAGCGCCGUCUCGGAUCUCCUCGAGAUUGGCCGGGCCCAGUUUGACGGUAGCUUCCGGCAGCUCAAGAAGACGGUGUACCACUCGAACAGUGUGCUGAGCGCUCUGUCCUCGAGCUGGACGUCGAAGCCGCCAUUGGCAAUUCGGUACCGCUUGGAUACAGCAGCUUUAGAGGAGUCAGGCGGAGGGAAGAGCCAUUUAUCCACUUUGGAGCGGCUCUUGGCUUGGGAGAAGAAGCUCUACGAGGAGGUGAAGGCUAGAGAGGGUGUAAAGAUUGAGCAUGAGAAGAAACUGUCGACACUGCAGAGCCAGGAAUAUAGCGGAAAGGAGGAUGCAAAACUCGACAAGACCAAGGCUUCCAUUAAGAAAUUGCAAUCGCUGAUCAUAGUGACAUCUCAAGCUGUCACAACCACAUCUUCUGCCAUAACCAAAGUCCGUGAUGAUGAACUUGCACCACAACUUGUUCAGAUUUGCUAUGCGCUUUUGAACAUGUGGAGACAAAUGAAUUGGUUUCAUGAUGUCCAAAACCAUGUUGUGCAACAAGUCCGGGGCCUUGUGAAUCGUGCCUCUUCUGGCGAAUCAACCUCUGACUUGCAUCGGCUGGCAACCCGUGAUCUUGAAGCUGCUGUCUCCGGAUGGCAUUCAAGCUUCAAUCGCCUCAUCAAAUACUAUCGUGACUAUGUCCGUUCCCUAUACGGCUGGCUUAAUCUUACGCUCCUCCAAAUCAGCAGCGACGCCCCGCAGAAAGACCAUUCUUCACACAUUGUGAUUGAACUCACAGCCUUCUGUGAUGAGUGGAAGCACGCUCUAGAUCAACUGCCUAACACUGUGGCAUCUGAGUCUGUCAAAAGUUUCAUGAAUGUCAUCCAUGUCAUCUACACAAAGCAGGCAGAGGAACUGAAGAUCAAGAAACGGGCUGAGGAUUACUCAAAAGAGCUUGAGAAGAAGUCUAGAGCACUAAGAAGAAUUGAGAAAAGAUACUACCAGUCCUCGAUGGUCGGCAUGGUGCUUCCAGGAGGUGGACGUGACAAUGAUGGACAAGUAUUCGACACACGUGACCCACUGGCAGAGAAGAAAUCAGAGAUCACAGCUUGUCGGAUAAAGGUAGAAGAUGAGAUGAUGAGGCAUGCUAAGGCAGUUGAGGUCACCCGAUCGAUGACCCUUAACAACAUACAGACAGGCCUGCCUGGUGUGUUUCAGGCAUUGACCGGCUUUUCAGCCAUGUUUGUGGAAGCUAUGGAAGGUGUUUGCCGUCGAGGUGUGUCUGUUUAAUAGAAUAUCUUUCAUACUUUUCGGCUAUUUUCUUAUUGAUAUGAUCAAGCCAUAAGGGGAAAUAUAUAGUUAUAAGCACGAAGAUAUACUCUCCCAUCCUUUUAGGUGUGUCAGGUUGGAUAAGUUGAUGUAAAUAUAUCAUUUUUGAAACAUAUCCUUUUCCCUUUCUGGAAUGUGGGAGGGGAUGUCUUUGGACAGGCAAAAUUUGGUUGGUUGGUUUGUCUGUGCUUUAAUAAAGAUCAAUUCAUCUUCUCUGUUGUGUUUUA
Messenger RNA from Musa acuminata AAA Group (dessert banana), 3127 nucleotides. RefSeq names its product protein ROLLING AND ERECT LEAF 2. The transcript has 4 exons. The record is from RefSeq and is a predicted model, not a curated record. Lineage: Eukaryota; Viridiplantae; Streptophyta; Magnoliopsida; Zingiberales; Musaceae. Bases 549 to 2861 code for a protein of 770 amino acids.